AUGGACAUGAAGGACCCUUUUGAUGUCUCUUCUUACAUGCUUCUUGAGGUCACUGGUGACUCUGAAGCUGAUUGUAAUCCCAUUAUGGGUGAACAAGCUCAUGAAAUUGAUAGAGAAGAUGAUGAUGCUCAAUCUUGCAGCGAUGAUAAUUCUGAGACUUGUAAUGCUUCUGAACUCAAUGUAUUUGAUGAGUCUUUGAAUGCUGAUGAUGAAGAUGAGAAGAAAGUUGAUGGUUAUGGAACUUCAUAUUGUGAAGAUGAUGAGAUGCAAGAACACCAUAAGUCUUGUGUGUCUGAUGAUUCAGGUCAAGAGUUGGUGGAUGAGAUGGAAAGAAAUAGGCUGUUCUGGGAAGCUUGUUUGGCAUCUUGA
Messenger RNA from Gastrolobium bilobum, 369 nucleotides. RefSeq lists its product as uncharacterized. The transcript has a single exon. Lineage: Eukaryota; Viridiplantae; Streptophyta; Magnoliopsida; Fabales; Fabaceae. The record is from RefSeq and is a predicted model, not a curated record. Bases 1 to 369 code for a protein of 122 amino acids.